Rosa chinensis is the source of this 1366-nucleotide messenger RNA. RefSeq lists its product as uncharacterized. The transcript has 2 exons. Bases 634 to 1143 code for a protein of 169 amino acids. The record is from RefSeq and is a predicted model, not a curated record. NCBI's taxonomy places the organism in Eukaryota, Viridiplantae, Streptophyta, Magnoliopsida, Rosales, Rosaceae.
GUUGAGGAUCCAGAAAUUGUGGUUAGUGCACUCUUCUUUAUGGCUCCGCUUUUGGUAAUUUUUUUUUUCCCUAAUGAGUUAUCGAUUUGGUUUUAAAUCUAUCAAACUUGCAAGAGAUUGACAGAAGAUGGUAGCUGGUCCAUUUCUCUUAGGAUCUCAAUUAUAUAAUUCUUCUUGUUGAAAUUUUCUCAUCAAUAAGUGUUUACUGAAUGGCAUAGAUAUUUUUAUUUCUUUAACCAAAUACUUCAACUAUAAAUCUAUAUCUAUACCACAAAACUAGCUAAUUGACAAUCAUACUGACACAUAGUAUUUUACAGAAACAAGUGAAACUUUACAAGGCAGAACAAGAACCUUCACAAACACUUUCUUUGAAAGAUGAUGCUGUAGCAAAAAGUUCUAGGUCCUGAUCCAUGAGGACGGGUAAGAGGAUUAGGGUUUGGAGCAGUCCCUUCAAAGUUGGAAUAUCAAACCAAAGUUGGAAACAAAGUUGCUAACUUAGAGAAACAAUUGUCCACUCAAGCAAAUGCUUUUCCCCUCAAGCACAGAAUAAGUUUUCUCAAUCACAAGAGAUUGAACGAUUGAAAGAAGUGGAUGCGACUCUUUUAGCAAGAUCAGAGAAAGAAGGGAAUAACCAUGCUAGUAACAGUGUUCAGCAGUCUGCUAAUGAGUUUGCACAAUAAAAGGAGAAUGAAAAUCCAAGUGUUCGACAUCAUAAGAGUGAUGGAAUACAAAGCAGAUCGACAAAAUAUUACUAGUGUUCGAGAUACUGAAAAUGGGAGGCCACAAAGCAAGCAAAGCAACCACAAGAAAGCUUCAAGUCUUCAACAUUCUGCUAAUCAUGGGUUGCAAAGCAAAAACAACGAAGGUACAACGGCCAAAUGUACAAAGGAUGAUCAGAAUAGAAUCGAAUUGUUAAGUUGGUUUGAGAUGGGUGAAGAGCUUGUUGCAAUUGCAAAACUUGAAUCAAAGGAUCCAAAUGUAAAGGUCCAUCAUGUGCCCCUUGGUCAUGAAUGCUGGAAAGUUUGGGUGCUGGAUGUUUUUGAGGAUAUAGCUUUAUAUCGACCAACUAGGGAAUUUGGAACACUGAGUAUGGCUCAAGGAAGGACAAUUGCAUGGCCUAUCAAGUACAACAGACAGGUGUAGUUUAUGAACUUUUAGGUACGUAACAUAUUCUAACACUAAUCAACUCUUCAUUUUUGUUUUGAGUAUUGUAAUUUGUUUUCGGUGGUUAAAUAACAUCCAUCUACAUUCUUUGUUCUGGUUUGUUCUUAUAUUGCAACCCUGUGGAUUUGCUUAUAAUUUAGUUAUAGUUGUAGAAUUAAGGUUGUUAUACGAGGACUAUCCCAUUAUAGUUAGGUGAAUACUA